CUUCCAAAAGUUUGCCUUCCUGUGCCUUUGUAAGAACCAGAAUGGAGCAGCCAGCCAUUGUUUCUCUAAGCCAAAGAUGUGGGCAGCUGAAAAAACUCCCAGCAAGAGUGCGAGGAUUGGCAUGCUGCCAAUGUCUGCCUCGUCACUGUAAACACACGAAGCCCCAAAAAGAAACUGAGCAAAUAUUUCCUAAGUUGCAGCUUUCUGGGCCCUCUGAAUUGCAGAAAAGACCUGAAGAGCUGCUCCAAACUGGGGAGGAGUACGGAACCUCUAAAAGGAGUAAGAAAUAUUUUGAACAAGAAAGACGCCUUUUUUGCUUGCAUUAUAUGUAUCAUCUUGCCUUUCUUGAUAUAGCAUCAUCCAGGAGGAGGCUGGAGCAAAACAAGCAGUUUGCAGCUGUUGAAAAUGCAUACAGCAGCCACGAUCUGGUAAAUUAUUUAUUUCCAAGAGAACAGAAAUCACCAGGUGCCACUGAGAAAGAAACGGAGGAAAAGACAUUUCCAGUUUUGGCCAUAAAGAAGCAGCAGGGACAGCACUGCAAGAGAUCUUCCAAAGUAUGUGAAGUUUUUGAUGAAUUGAGAAAUGAAGAUAAUGGAGUCACAGAAAUUCCAGAGCAUUUGAAAUCCAGUGCCAGUGCUUUAGCCCCAAAAGAAACAAACCCUGUGCCUCUGACUCUUCAGGAGGUGGCUCUGAAGCAUCCAGUGCUGGGCGGAAACCUGGAACGUUUGAAGUCCUCUUGACAGCAGACAAGAAGAUAGCAGAGAAAAGAAGGAACCAGCACAUGCCUUAAGAAAGUGCUAUCAUAAACCACAGCCGUGUUUUCCUUCAGAAGGAGAAAUACCAAGAAACACUGCAUGCAGCUUGCAUGUAGUUAUGACAGACUGCUGUUUAAGUCAUUUGUCCAGAAUUAAGGACUUUCCUUUAUAACACAUUUAACAUUUUUAGAAGCACGUUUAUACCUGUGAAGGAAAGUGAAGAGAAAUUAAGCUAAACCGUCAAUUUGAAGUUGCCUCAUAAGGUUUUCAGAAAGCUUUUACACAUAGAAUUGAUGAGUAUGUUUUCAAAUCCAUGUACGGAUGCUUAGCAAGGAACUAGCUUUCUGUACUAGAGUGCAGAAAGGCCUCAGGUGCAUAGUAUUAACCUUUGUGGUGGUCAUCUGGGUAAGAGAAGUACAGCCUCUUUAAAGAAGAGAAAGUGCAACUAUCAUUUUCACAGAUUUGGAAGGGCGUAUCCCGCAUUUUUCAUUAAAACCAUAAAAAACAACUUUCAUCACCAACAUAUUAUGAUUAUGAGAAUGACUGCCAAAACAAGUUUAAGCAACCAAGAAAAAGUCUUUAUAAAGCAGUAUGUCUUUGACCUUAUUUAAGAAAGGUAUGAUUGCAAAUGAAACACCUUUGCUUUCUAAUCAAGGUCUACUAAGAGUUUUAAAAAUCCUGGCUGCUUCCAGUUUAUGCUUGAGAUAAUCACAGUGUGUUACUUAUCACCAAGGAAGUGGAACGAGCAACAGUCAGACCAGUCCAGUAGUCAGUCCACUUAGGUUGCAUGGCAGCGUUGAGGAAGCUGAAGGUGCCUGCAAAUUCAUCAUCCCUAAUAUCAAAGAUCAAAAGAGUCACAUGUGGCUCUGCAGCACAGCACAUAAAUUACUUUAAAGGAGAAUUCUCAUGUGUCCUGACGAACCUAUGAAAACUGGCAGAGACUAAUCAGCAGCAAAAUAAUUUCUCUAGAAGUUCACUUCUGCGGAUUGUUUGCGUACCUUUCUGGGACAGAAGACAAAUUUGCUAGUUUUUCCACCUGAAUCCUCCUCCCGUGCAUUGGAAACAAUGAAAUUCUACUUGAAUUAGGACAACAGGAGAGGCAAUUGAGAGGGGCCCUAAGGAUUCAGUCUCUUAAUCACAACUGUGACAAAACGCUGUCAUCCUUGCUGGCAAUUCCCUAGCAAUUUACAGUACACCAGUGUAACAGGAGACCUUGUAUUGUGAAGAAACCUUACUAGAUAACCAGUUCUUCAUCUUUGGAUUCCCCUGCCCUUGCUAUAAUACACAAAUCCUAGUGAUCACCAGUUACUCUGCCGUCCUGAAGCUAUUCGGGAGCUAUGUUUUGACCCUGACAUUGUAUCUAAAGUUAUUCAGAAACCGAAGUCAGUGCAGACUUUGGUUUCUGAAUAACCCAUUUAAUGAGGAGGGCAUUUCAGUAGGACCGUGUGAAUGCGCACCAGCAGCCCCAUUAGGCUGCAAUAGCAGCUUAAGAGGUUUUAUUAUAGGGGGAACAUAAAAUCACUCACUCCAGCCAAACUGCAGUUUGGGCUGCUCCCCAAAAGGGGAUUUCUUCCUGCAUAUAAGACAGAAAUUAAAUUGCUGAGCAGCUUUUCCCUGGGAGGUACUGGACCUCCAUUCCUUGGGUUUAGGCUUCUCCAAGUCUAGCAGUUGUUUUAGUCUAUUAAAAAAGAAAUACGUAGCUAGGAACUUGGGAAAGAGAUGAGGAACUUCAGAGAGAAAUUCCCAAAGCAAAGAAGACCUAAAGAAGAGGUUAGGGCUUUUUCUUUUAAAUCAUUGCCGGGCUGAUUUCCUGCGAAGAAAUUGCUCAGAUGUGAAAAGAUUUUUUUGGACUGUCAAUAGUAGGUUCAGUAGAGUCAAAUAAAGAUAUAUUUUUUAUUAUCUGCACAUAGUUCAAGGUAAUUUAAAAUGUAAGGAGAAAGCAGCUAGUGUAAAGGCCAAGAGAGUACCUCAAGGAUCAAUCCUGUCUUCGAAAGAUUGUCAUCUUUCUAACAAUUUAUUUGCUGGUAUAUCAAUAAGUGCCAAAAUCAAAUAAUUUUUUUUCGAAUUAUGUUCCAAAACAAAACACAUAGAAAUUGCCAACCUCUGUUGAGCACAACAAAGAAGACAAACUGUACAUAU
Messenger RNA from Chroicocephalus ridibundus (black-headed gull), 2894 nucleotides. RefSeq lists its product as uncharacterized. Lineage: Eukaryota; Metazoa; Chordata; Aves; Charadriiformes; Laridae. The transcript is spliced from 8 exons. The coding region runs from base 42 to 740 and encodes 232 amino acids. The record is from RefSeq and is a predicted model, not a curated record.